GCAUGCCGAUGCUGCAGUGGUAAACAAUCGUGCGUCGCGAGAAAUCCGCAAAGGCGAAAAGAAUUUCUAUCGAAAUAACAGUCGGCGAUUCGCGCGGCCAACCGACACCGUAUGCCUGUCGCACUGGCAGAUCGACGCCCUGGUGCCGAUUGACCACCACUGCCUGCCCGAAGCAUUGCCUUUUUUGGGUUGAUCGUGAUACAUUAAAAAUUAUAUAUAUCCAGUUUUCGUGUGUGCGGCUGCAAAAUUUUUGACCGGCGGUGCGCGCAUUUGCAUUUCCGACGGUGACACGGCGUGUGUGUUUACGGGUUACGGUCUCGGGUAAGCCAGCAGCUGCAGUGUUGCGGUGCAGUGUGGUGUGUGUGUGUGCGUUUGGUGUGGGGAGGCGUUUUGGCAAAAAGGCUUAUCGCGUUGCCGUGGGCUGGCUGGUGGCUGUCUUUCUUUCCCAGUGUGGUUCCGUUUUUUGAAAAAGAAAGGGAACGCAGUGCCAGUGCUUGGCGUUGUGUGCGAUAAACAGGGCCAGCACCAGCAGCAGUACUCUCGUCCCGUGCUGUGACACGGAUCAUUUCGGCUUAUCGCGCGGUGUGUGCGUGUGUGAGUUUAAUUUCUUCUAUUUGUGAUAACGUGCAAAAGUAAAAUAAAAGGGCUUUGAAGAAAGUGAGUGCACGUGUUUUGAACUUAAGAAAAAAGUGCCUAAAGUGUGGAGCACACAGGUGGAUUGUUGUGUUUGUUGCCGGUUUUUUUUUGUACAAGUAGGCCAGUGUGCACCUGUGUGCGUCUGUGUGUGUGUGCGGUGUAAAGGAAGAUGUCGUUUCGUGUGGUGAGAAGCUCCAAGUUCCGGCACGUGUUCGGCCAGGCGCUGAAGCGCGAACAGUGCUACGACAAUAUACGCGUGUCGAAGAGCAGCUGGGACUCGACGUUCUGCGCGGUCAAUCCGAAGUUUCUGGCCAUCAUCGUCGAGUCGGCGGGCGGCGGUGCCUUCAUCGUACUUCCACACAAUAAGGUCGGACGAAUCGCGGCGGACCAUGCACUGGUCGGUGGACACAAGGGCCCCGUGCUGGAUAUUGCCUGGUGCCCGCACAACGACAAUGUCAUCGCAUCUGGGUCGGAAGAUUGCGUCGUGAAGGUAUGGCAAAUUCCAGACGGUGGACUGUCCCGAACGCUCACCGAGCCGGUGGUCGAUCUGGUGUACCAUCAGCGCCGCGUCGGCCUGGUACUGUGGCACCCGUCCGCCCUGAACGUGCUGCUGACCGCCGGCUCGGACAAUCUGAUCGUGGUGUGGAACGUCGGUACGGGCGAGGUGCUGGUGCGGAUUGACUGCCAUCCGGACACGAUCUACAGCGCCUGCUGGAACUGGGACGGUUCGCAGCUGGUGACGACGUGCAAGGACAAGAAGAUCCGCAUCCUGAACCCGCGCAACGGCGAGGUGCUGAACGAGGCGCUGGCCCACGAAGGCUCUAAAGCGACCCGGGCCAUCUUCCUGCGGCACGGGCUCAUCUUUACCACCGGCUUUAACCGGUCGUCCGAGCGGCAGUACUCGCUGCGCGCCCCGGACGCACUGGGCGACCCGAUCGUGAUGGUCGACCUCGACACGUCCAACGGCGUGAUGUUUCCGCUGUACGAUCCGGACACGAACCUGAUCUACCUGUGCGGCAAGGGCGACUCGGUCAUCCGGUACUUCGAGGUGACGCCCGAGCACCCGUACGUCCACUACAUUAGCCAGUUCCAGACGCCGGACUCGCAGCGCGCCAUCGGCAUGAUGCCGAAGCGGGGCUGCGACGUGAGCACGUGCGAGGUCGCCCGCUUCUACCGGCUGAACAACGGGGGGCUGUGCCAGGUGAUCUCGAUGACGGUGCCGCGCAAGAGCGAACUGUUCCAGGAGGAUCUUUACCCGGACACGCUCGCCGACGAGGCGUCCAUCUCCGCCGAAGACUGGAUCAGUGGGGCCGAUGCCGAUCCGCAGCUUAUCUCGCUGAAGGGUGGCUACGUGUCCCAGGCCCAGAGCACCACGCUCACCGUCACGAAGAAGUCGAACGUGCUGGACAAGAUGGCACCGAAGAGUGGUGGCCCGAAGACGCUGUCCGCAUCGACCGGCGGUUCGGCCGGUGCGUCCGCCAACGGUUCGCCGGUGACGGUCAACAAUGGAACGUCCGGUGGCGGCGGUGGAAGCACAUCGCCCGCCAACGGCACACAGCAGAUCACAAUCGGUGGCGUUUCGGAGCAACAGUUCGGCGAGUUGAGGACAAAGUUCGAGGAAGAGUUCCGCAAGUUGAAGGCAAUCAUCGUGAAGCACGAGAACCGCAUCCGCUCGCUGGAGGCAACGGUCAAAGCGAUGACCGACCGGGGGCUGACCGAGGUGGACGGUGCCGGGCUCGCCGCACCUGUCGCCACGACGGGCACCUCGUCCUCCCCAGCACCCUCCUCGUUGCCACCCACGUCCGACGAGACUACUGCGCAGCAGCAGCAGGUCGCGGCAGCAGGUGACGGUGGCGGCAACUACCGCAACUCUACCCUCGAGCCGGACGAAGUCUAAGAAGGCAGUUGAGUAGGGGAAGAAGAAGAAGGAUGAACGGACGGACAUGGUCAUCAGCGCAAAGUUGACGCAUUAGUGACGGCACUGAGCUUCCGUACUUUUUGUUUUUUUUUUUUUGUACUAGAAUGGGUACUCCCACCCACCCAUCAGCCUUUCAAUGCUGCGGCCACGGGAAGGGAAUGUGGUGUAUGUGGAAAUUGUAAGAGAGGGAAAAAAAUGCGCAACAAAUCGCCAACACAUUGCAUCGUUUGUGUGUCCUAUUGCUGUUGUGCGGUGCAGCACAACGAGGAGGAGGAGGAUGCAGAAGAAGAAGAAAGAAGAAAACAAAACACAAAUGCCUUGAAUAUGGAUUUAACAUACAAACAAAACAUAAAACAAAAACUAUAUAGGAACCAUGCUUAAAGCAGCUGCGAUAAGGAAAAGGGGAGAGAUUUUGUAUUUGUAAACGUAUGUUUUUUAUACAUAUACACAGCUCCAUACUACAAUUACUAACCGAUUUUGCCUAUCGCCACAGAGCGUUUCCCUUAUCCUUCCCAUUGUUGCAAAACCCUCUCGUCGAUAUCACUCUCCCUCGCUCUCUAUCUCUCUCUCUCUGUACGCGUAGUAGUUAAGGGCGAAAAAAAACGAAAACAAAAAUCAGCUCCCUCUCGCCCACACUCUCGGCGGUAUUGGGAGAUAGUGGGGGGAAAAGGACAGUACACAUAUUGUGCGUAUAUAUUAUUGCCGACAUUAGCCGAAAUGGAAUGGAACACACGCAACAAAGCAUCAAAAAAGGCGCACACAGGUCGGUAGUUUGUGGCUAUCUGCAAAGGAACCGAACACCAAACACCAAACAAGAACGGGAAAGCCUUCCCAGGGAGAGAGAGAGAGAUAGUGCGCAGCAAACCGCAUCUCUUUAGCGCAUCAUAUAACUUCACCGACGGAGAGGAGAAAGGGAUAGGAUAAAGGGAACGAUAGCUUUCGAACUGAACAGAAUGGACGAAAAACAUCAAACAACAAAAUAUUAACACUAAACAUGAACAAAACAGAAUAAAUAAAAAAAGAAAAAAGGGAAGGAAAGGAACGAGAACACACAAACAUUAAAAAAAAACACAUUUACAAACACACACAAACAAGUAGUAGUGGGAUAGUCGCGCGAAUCGAAUUAAUACUUAUUAUUAAAUUAAUUCUUAUUACUUGUUUUUAUGAUUAGAUAAAUCAAAACAAAGAUAGAAGAGAACGAGAGCGAGAGAGAGAAAGAGAUAGAAAGAGAACCGAGAUCGAAACAAAGCAGAAAGAUAACGGAUGAACAAAGCAAAACAAAAAAAAAAGAAAGAGAAAAACUUACGCGAGCAAAAACGAUUGUAGCUGGAUGGAUGAUGAAGCGGAAAACCACAUACAGAAAAACAAAGGUGUAUUAAGUAUUUUAAGAUGAGA
Molecule: messenger RNA, 3949 nt
Organism: Anopheles gambiae (African malaria mosquito)
Lineage: Eukaryota; Metazoa; Arthropoda; Insecta; Diptera; Culicidae
Gene: coro
Product: coronin-1C-A
Exons: 7
Coding region: 806-2533 (575 amino acids)
Biological process (GO): actin filament organization
Molecular function (GO): actin filament binding
Source: RefSeq, a predicted model, not a curated record